AUGAAAGCCUCGUCCGUCGUACCGCUUUUGGCAUUAGCCUCUCAAGCUGAUGCCAGCAAAUGCCAGAUGCUCCAAGCCAAAUGUUGCGGCAAGCUCGCGGGCGACCCGGUCCUGCAAGGCAAGGUGCUCUUCCCUGGAGACAGCCAAGGGCGCAACGACGCCCGCCUGGCGUCGUAUUACUCGGCAAACGCCGCCCUGAGCCCCUGGUGUAUGGUGUUGCCCACCGAGACUCUGGAUGUCUCGAGGAUAGCCUCGAUCCUCCAGGAGAACGCGUGCCCCUUUGGCAUGCGCAGCGGCGCCCAUUCCGCCUUCUCGGGGUCCAAUGGCGUCUCGGAUGGUGUUACUGUCGAUUUUGGCUACCUCAAUGCCACCACAUACACGCCUGGCAGUGACAUUGCCAGCAUCCAGCCGGGCUCUGACUGGGGCAGUGCCUACGAGACUCUCGACCCCUUUGGCGUCACCGUCGUCGGCGGGCGUGCCUCCGUGGUCGGCGUCGGCGGCUUCAUCAGCGGUGGCGGGUACUCUUUCCACUCGGCCAAGUAUGGCUGGGGUGCUGAUACUGUCCGCAACUUUGAGAUUGUGCUUGCCAACGGCACUGUGGUCAAUGCCAACAAGGACGAGAACGCCGACCUGUGGAAGGCGCAGAAGGGCGGUUCUGGCAACUUUGGGUUCAUUACGAGGCUGGACAUGGAGGUUGUCGACACGAAUCAGCUAUGGGCCGGCAUCAUCGUUUACGACACGCCCGAAGUCGAGGCUUCGUGGCAGGCAUAUCUCGACUUUGUAGACAACAUGGGCAAUCAAGAAGCAGAGAGCCAGGCCCUCGUGGCCAUGGUCGCCAACGAGAAAACCAUCAGCCACACCGCACUCAUCUCCAACAGCCGCGGAGACCCCGAGCCCGAGACCCUGUCCGCCUUCCUGGCCCUGCCGAAUCUGUCGAGCACCAUCCAGCGUGACACCGUGGCGAAAGUGGUGCCUGCCUUCACUGGCCCGACACCUCUCGGUCUGUUCUCAAACUGGCUGGUCGAGCUGUACGCCAGCAACAUGGAAGUCCUGAGACACAUUGACGACACCCUCGCCACGUACACGGACAAGAUCCGCGCCGCAGCGCCGACCUCGGUCUUCCAGAUCCUCAUCGAGCUGCAGCCCGUGACCCCGUCCAUGGUCCGCCACAGCACAUCCAAGGGCGGCGGCGGCAACAUCCUCGGCCUGGAGCACGUGGUCGCGGCGGAGGGCGGCGGACCCGGCGGCAGUCCGGCAGUCAUGUUCCUGAUUGCGCUUACGGUCGACACGGCGGCGAACCAGGACAUUGUGCUGCCGCUGGUGCUCGAGUUCAGGGAUGCGGUCAACCAGAUCAUGACGACCGAGGGGUAUAACCGGGACUGGGUGUACGCGCCGUACGCAUGGAAGGGCCAGGAUCCGCUGUCGCGGUACGGUGCGGACAACGUGGCGCUCAUGCGUGACGUCUCUGCGCGGUAUGAUCCACAGGGGAUGUUCCAGGAACUGAGGGUUUCUGGGUUCAAGAUUCCCAAAGAUGUUGCGUAG
This is a messenger RNA of Microdochium trichocladiopsis, 1542 nucleotides long. RefSeq lists its product as uncharacterized. Bases 1 to 1542 code for a protein of 513 amino acids. Gene Ontology annotation, molecular function: FAD binding. Lineage: Eukaryota; Fungi; Ascomycota; Sordariomycetes; Xylariales; Microdochiaceae. The transcript is spliced from 6 exons. The record is from RefSeq and is a predicted model, not a curated record.